AUGGCAAACGGACUGGCAGGUCUGAAGGAGCAGUUCUGCCCCAACUUUGCUCAGCGGUUCCAAUCUGCUGGCUAUGGAGUCUUGCUCUUUGACCACCGUAACUGGGGUGCAAGCGACGGUGUUCCCCGGAACGAGACGAACCCCAUCCAGACUGCCCGCGACUACUCGGAUGCCUUUGACUUCGUUGCCUCGUUGGACGAGGUUGAUGCCUCCAGGAUUGUCUACUGGGGCACUAGCAUGUGCGGUGGUUCCGUUCUACACGCUGCGGCAUUCGACAAGCGUAUCCGAGCCGUGAUUUCGCAGGUUCCCUUUGUAUCCGGCGAACUACUUAGUUCACACCUCGCACCAUUGAUUGGAUCCCUAUACAGCAGCCGACAACAGCUCAAAGCAGGCAAGCCUGUCCCACUGAUCAAGCUGUUUGCCGAGACUCCCGACGAGAGUCUUCAGCAAGACACCAAAGCUCUCAUUCAGGAUGAGAAUCUCUGCGAUUUCAUCAAGGCUUUGGAUAAGGAUAAGCUACCUUGGUCCCCGAAUGUCACCCCCCAAACACUUCUUAACAUGAUCGCAUUUGAACCUCUGGCUUUUAUGCACCGCAUUGCUCCAACACCACUGCUCUUGGUCUCUGCCGAGAAUGACAGGUGUGCGCCAACCUUUACUCAGCUUAAGGCAUACGCGCUGGCUUAUGAGCCCAAGAGGCUGGCUAUUUUGAAGGGUUCUGGGCACUUUGACCCUUAUCAUGGCAAGGUCUUUGAGGAAAACGUCAAGGCACAGCUGGCCUAUCUGAAGGAUAUUGUGUAG
Fusarium fujikuroi IMI 58289 is the source of this 798-nucleotide messenger RNA. RefSeq lists its product as uncharacterized. NCBI's taxonomy places the organism in Eukaryota, Fungi, Ascomycota, Sordariomycetes, Hypocreales, Nectriaceae. Bases 1 to 798 code for a protein of 265 amino acids. The record is from RefSeq and is a predicted model, not a curated record. The transcript is spliced from 2 exons.